CUACAUCUCAUCAGCGCGCCAGCUGUAGACGAAGAUACAAUCGCGAGCAUUCGACUGCUGAGAGGCAGCUACGGUUCUCAUCAUCUGCUCACAAUGGCUUCUGCUUCCUCUGAAGAAUGGGAAGUGGUCGAUGAGAAACAGCUAUAUCUCGAGCUCCAGGGGGUUGUCGACUUUCCCGCGGAAACUCCGGUUGAUCGCUUCGAUUUCAUCAAUGCGGACAGUCAAAAGCCCUUAUUCAAGAUAGGAGAUUUCGUCUACGCGGGGCGAUACGAGGAUACCGUGGGAUCUCACAUGGCUUUCCGCAUCGAGAAUUGUCCCGCAGCCACGGCCGACACGGCCCCUCGCAGGAAACUUCAUUUCGCCGGUAAAACCGACAAAGUUCUCAAGAUGGCACCCGCUUGCAUUCGCCAGAAAAAUAAAGAAGAUCAGUCUUCCUGUGGGAGCUGACGUUGCAGU
This is a messenger RNA of Galendromus occidentalis (western predatory mite), 456 nucleotides long. RefSeq names its product general transcription factor 3C polypeptide 6. NCBI's taxonomy places the organism in Eukaryota, Metazoa, Arthropoda, Arachnida, Mesostigmata, Phytoseiidae. The transcript has 4 exons. Bases 94 to 447 code for a protein of 117 amino acids. The record is from RefSeq and is a predicted model, not a curated record.